This is a messenger RNA of Lactuca virosa, 528 nucleotides long. The record is from the annotation of a GenBank genome assembly. NCBI's taxonomy places the organism in Eukaryota, Viridiplantae, Streptophyta, Magnoliopsida, Asterales, Asteraceae.
AUGGCGAAAGAUCAAUCAAGCAAAAGCCUCGCCAGAAGUUCAUAUGAGAAGAUAUCCAAAGUCACUUUUGGCUCUUUACGUCGAAUUUCACACUGUCCUAAGAACACUAACAUUCCAAAUCCUUCACUGACAACCACUGAUGCUCCCCAAAUCCCAUCACUCCCUCUUCACCAACCCGUUUCAGGCGAAGCGCUGCAGAAUCAAAUCCCAUGCGAGUCCAUUCCUCCCCCCGUAGUAAAACCCACUAAAAAGUUUGUGCGUUUCUCUUCAAGUAACAUCAAGAAAACUAGAGAUGGUGAUGGUGGUGCAGGAGGGAAGGAGUUGACUGGGCAGACGACUUUUAGUGAGCAAAACGUCAAUGGUUAUAUCGAUCGUACGAAAAUGAAGAUGAGAGCUCCUUCAAAUGUUUCUAUUUCUAGGCGUGAAAGCUUCAACGACAAGUUUUCAAGUUAUAUUAGCCGAACCAAGUUCAGGUUGAGAACUACUUCAACUGUGGGUGCCGAUGGGAAGACUGUGUCCUCUGGAUGA